Anopheles maculipalpis is the source of this 2216-nucleotide messenger RNA. It is a transcript of the gene opa, whose product is annotated as pair-rule protein odd-paired. Gene Ontology annotation, molecular function: RNA polymerase II cis-regulatory region sequence-specific DNA binding; DNA-binding transcription factor activity, RNA polymerase II-specific. The record is from RefSeq and is a predicted model, not a curated record. Gene Ontology annotation, biological process: regulation of transcription by RNA polymerase II; central nervous system development. NCBI's taxonomy places the organism in Eukaryota, Metazoa, Arthropoda, Insecta, Diptera, Culicidae. The transcript has 3 exons. Gene Ontology annotation, cellular component: nucleus. Bases 58 to 2151 code for a protein of 697 amino acids.
CCUUCCCUAGGUUACUUUUUGCCCUCUACUAGUGUUCAAAUUAACAGUCCUUCCAAAAUGAUGAUGAACGCUUUCAUGGAUAGUGGUUCGUCCGCGGCACAUCAUUCGCAUCUGGCCACGUUCGGCAUAAAGAUGUCACCGGAUCAUCUUGAGCAGAGCAGUGAAAUAGAAUCCACAGCAAGCUCGGCGGCUAGCGCAAGUCUAGCAGCCGCCGCAGCAGCCGCCGCGGCCAGUAUGCUGCCACCGGGUGCUACCGGACCCGGAGCGUCCGGCACGGGCGUAGGCACGUCCGGGUCCUCCAAUGCGAACGCCUCCGAUGCUAUGUUUUACCAUCAUCAUCCCCAUCAUCACCAUCACCACCAGAGCAGCCCAUCGAAUGGGGCUGGCGGGGGAAGUGGUGGCAGUGGAUCAGCCUACAACUCCCAUCACCUUUCACCUCCCUCCCACAUGUCCACCCAUGCGAUGGCACCGUACCAUUCGCGGGACUUUCUUUCCCUCAAGCGUGACAACGAUUACUUCAGCUCGGCGGCUGUGGCGUCGAGUGCAGCAGCAGCUUCGAGUGUGGCCGCCGAUCCUUCCUCACUGUUUGCCGCUGCCCACGAAAGCCCGCUGAACCAUCAUUCGGCAGCGGCGGCCGCAGCUAUCGGGCAUCACCCGUUCCAUGCCGGAGCACAUUCGAUGCGAGCAAUGGCCGCUGCUGGACUAGCGUCCGCGAGUGACUACACCCAUCCAUAUGCUCACCAUGCACACCAUGCGCAUCACCAGACCAACUACGCCUCGGCCAUGCACCAUCACCAUCAGCAUCACCCGCUUGCCAAUCUGCCCGUAAAUCCCGGCACGUCCGGAGCAUUCUUCCGCUACAUGCGCCAUCCGCCGGCUAUUAAGCAGGAGAUGCAGUGUCUUUGGGUAGAACCGGAAUUGCCACCACACCAUCACCAUCAUCACCAUCUGGGGCUUGGUCUAACGGCUCUGGCCGCGAGUAUUGGUGGGGCGGGAUCGGACGGUGGUAGUCGCAAAACGUGCAACAAAAUCUUCAGCUCGAUGCAAGAGAUCGUGACGCAUCUGACGGUGGAUCAUGUCGGCGGUCCGGAAUGUACGACACAUGCCUGCUUCUGGCUCGGUUGCACACGCAACGGCCGGCCGUUCAAGGCGAAGUACAAGCUGGUCAAUCACAUCCGGGUGCACACGGGUGAAAAGCCGUUCCCCUGCCCAUUUCCGGCCUGCGGAAAAGUGUUUGCCCGCUCGGAGAACCUGAAAAUUCACAAACGAACGCAUACCGGUGAAAAGCCGUUCAAGUGCGAGCAUGAGGGAUGCGAUAGGCGAUUCGCUAAUUCAUCCGAUCGAAAGAAACAUUCACACGUCCAUACAUCUGAUAAGCCGUAUAACUGUCGUGUUAAUGGUUGUGAUAAAUCGUACACUCAUCCAUCAUCACUGAGGAAACACAUGAAGGUCCACGGAAGUUUGGGCGAGAAGUCUCCAUCACACAACUACGACAGUGACGGCGAAGAGUCCAGCUCGGAGAGUGUCAUCUCGGGCGGAACUCAAACGCCACCGUCGAUCGGCCGGCUGCACGACACGCACGGUCACAGUGCGCACGGUGCGAGCAAGCUGAGCGCGACGGCCGAUUCCCUCCACAACAACAACAACAGUAGCAGCAACAAUAACAACAACAACAACCCUAGCGGAACUGGCAGUAGUACCGGCAACAAUAGCUCCUCCAAGUCUAGCCUUCUCUCACCUCCCCUGAGCGGUAGUGGCAGUGGUGGCGGAAACAAUGGAACAUCAUCAUCGACAGCGGCGUCGCACCAUAGCCAAAAUCAACACCACAGUCUACAUUCGGUCUCGUCGCACCAUUCGCACCAGCAUCAUCUAGCCUCGCUGCAGAACCACGCGACAAGUCUUGCCCCACCGCCGCCCCAACUCCCGCUGACACCGGCCUCCUCCGUGUCACCGCAGGCGACUACACCGUCCUCGAUGCUGGUGGGACAUCACCACAACCACCACCUACUGUACCACCAUCCGCAGCAUCAUCCGAACGAGUGGUAUUCGCCGACGCCCCCUGCCGGACCGGACACGAUGAAUCAUCUGAACCACUUUAGCCACCACCACCAUCACCAUCUAGUCCAUCACGGACCAACGACGGCCUAUUGAGACUAGCUGCUGCUGGAGGAGCUGUGCUUUAAUUACUGAAGGCACAUCCGGAUGUGCGAACGAUC